This is a messenger RNA of Fusarium pseudograminearum CS3096, 70 nucleotides long. RefSeq lists its product as uncharacterized. The transcript is spliced from 4 exons. The record is from RefSeq and is a predicted model, not a curated record. Lineage: Eukaryota; Fungi; Ascomycota; Sordariomycetes; Hypocreales; Nectriaceae. The annotation marks the transcript as partial.
UAUAUCUUUUAAUAUAAUAAAAGAGUUUAUUAUCCUAGUUAAAAAUAUAGAGAAACUUAAAAAGGCUUAA